Messenger RNA from Solanum lycopersicum (tomato), 1258 nucleotides. RefSeq names its product cyclin-dependent protein kinase p34cdc2 (gene cdc2A-2). The record is from RefSeq and is marked validated. Gene Ontology annotation, biological process: signal transduction; protein phosphorylation; regulation of gene expression. Gene Ontology annotation, cellular component: cyclin-dependent protein kinase holoenzyme complex; nucleus; cytoplasm. Lineage: Eukaryota; Viridiplantae; Streptophyta; Magnoliopsida; Solanales; Solanaceae. Gene Ontology annotation, molecular function: ATP binding; cyclin binding; cyclin-dependent protein serine/threonine kinase activity.
AAGUCCAACAACUGUUUCCCUGUGGUACAACUACAACAGCAGUUACUCCGUCUCCGCCAGUACCGCCGGCAGCUUUUCAUCUCCGAUCCUCCGGUUCACGACGGCGAUAUCCUUCUCUAGACAUACUCAAGAGUCCAUCCAGUUUGACCUAAGAUGGACCAGUAUGAAAAAGUUGAAAAGAUUGGUGAAGGAACGUACGGCGUAGUGUACAAAGCUCGUGAUCGUGUAACUAAUGAAACUAUUGCACUGAAGAAAAUUCGGCUGGAGCAGGAAGACGAGGGUGUGCCAAGCACGGCUAUUAGAGAAAUCUCCCUCUUGAAAGAGAUGCAGCAUGGAAACAUUGUGAGGUUGCAAGAUGUGGUUCACAGUGAGAAGCGAUUAUAUCUAGUGUUUGAAUAUCUCGACUUGGAUUUGAAGAAGCAUAUGGACUCAUGUCCCGAGUUCUCUAAGGAUCCGCGUCUUGUAAAAAUGUUUUUGUAUCAAAUUCUCCGUGGAAUUGCUUAUUGUCAUUCUCAUAGAGUUCUUCACCGAGAUCUGAAGCCUCAGAACUUGCUGAUAGAUAGACGUACAAACGUUCUAAAGCUUGCAGACUUUGGAUUGGCUAGAGCAUUCGGCAUUCCUGUCAGAACUUUCACCCACGAGGUGGUGACGUUAUGGUACAGGGCACCAGAAAUACUGCUAGGAUCACGCCACUACUCUACUCCUGUUGAUGUUUGGUCAGUAGGCUGCAUAUUUGCUGAGAUGGUGAACCAGCGGCCUCUGUUUCCGGGUGACUCCGAGAUUGACGAACUUUUCAAGAUUUUCAGAGUUGUGGGUACUCCAAAUGAGGAUACAUGGCCUGGAGUGACUUCUUUGCCUGAUUUUAAAUCUGCUUUUCCAAAGUGGCCAUCUAAGGACUUAGGAACUGUAGUCCCUAAUCUUGGUGCAGCAGGCCUUGAUCUCAUUGGUAAAAUGCUUUACCUAGACCCCAGCAAGAGAAUCACUGCCCGAAGCGCCCUUGAGCAUGAGUACUUCAAGGACAUUGGGUUCGUACCAUGAAUCGAGCACCUGCAUCUUCAGUUCUAAUGUAUAUUUGAGUGUGUUAUUUUUAGGCUUUAUUUGUCCUCUACUUUUAAUUAUAUUUCCUCCAAUGACAUCCAAUCUGUUUACGAUUCACGCUAGAUGUUUGAAGAUAGUUUCACUGCAAUUUCCUUUGGUUUUGUAUUUUAUGGUUCAGACAAUACUGGAAGACAGCAAUCCAUUCUGCUUUCUUCAUUAA